Panthera uncia (snow leopard) is the source of this 1619-nucleotide messenger RNA. Its product is annotated as melanoma-associated antigen B17-like. The record is from RefSeq and is a predicted model, not a curated record. Bases 136 to 1188 code for a protein of 350 amino acids. NCBI's taxonomy places the organism in Eukaryota, Metazoa, Chordata, Mammalia, Carnivora, Felidae. Gene Ontology annotation, biological process: negative regulation of transcription by RNA polymerase II. The transcript is spliced from 2 exons. Gene Ontology annotation, cellular component: nucleus.
CCAACUUCCUCCCGGCGCUGGGCAGUGAGGCCUGGUCGGACAGCCGCUGCCUCGGCUGAACACGAGGAGGGGGGUCCCACGUCCCGUCAGGGGUCAAGGUGUCCUCGCUGCCUGCCAGCCGGGCCCAGCGUCGUCAUGCCGCGCCGCCAGAAGAACAAGCUGCGCGCCCGCCAGAAACGCCACGAGGGCCAGGGUGAGGGGCAGGGUGUGGAGGGUGCUCAGGCCGCCGCCGCCGCCGCCGCCGCAGCAGCAGCGGCAGCAGCGGCGGCGGCGGCGGCGGCGGCGGCGGCGGAGCCCCUUGGGGAGGCUUCCCCGGGGUCCCCCCGGGCGGGUGCAGCCCAGCAGCCUCAGGGUGCCCCGGCCCCCGGGGCCCCCGGGGCCCCCGGCGCAGGCGCUGCAAGCCCGCCACGUGAGCAGGGCGCCGAGGGCCCGGCCGCGCCCCCCGGCCCGGGCGCCCGCAAAGACCCCCUCAGCCGCAAGGCCGACAUGCUGGUGCGGUUCCUGCUGGAGAAGCACGCCAGCAAGGAGCCCAUCACGCGGGCCGCGCUGCUGAAGAUCGUCAGCAGGAAGUACGAGGCGCACUGGGCCGAGAUCCUCAGGCGCACCUCGGAGCGCCUGCAGCUGCUCUUCGGCCUCCAGCUCCGGGAGGGCGACGCCGGCGGCCGGGCCUACGUGCUGGUCAGCAAGCCGGGCCUGGAGGGCGACGGCGGCGACAAGGGGCUGCCCAAGAGCAGCCUGGUCAUGGCGCUGCUGGGCGUGAUCUUCAUGAAGGGCAACCGCGCCAGCGAGGAGGAGGUGUGGGAGUUCCUCAACGUGCUGGGCGUGUACGCGGGCCGCAGGCACCCGAUCUUCGGGGAGCCCAGGAAGCUCAUCACCCAAGACCUGGUGCGCCAGAAGUACCUGGAGUACCGCCACGUGCCGGGCAGCAAGCCUCAGCGCUACGAGUUCCUGUGGGGCCCGAGAGCCCGCGCCCACACCAGCAAGAUGGAGGUGCUGCAGGUGCUGGCCAAGAUCAACGACACGGUGCCCAGCUGCUUCCCCCAGCUGUACCAGGAGGCCCUGCUGGAAGAGGCGGCGCGCGAUAGCUCCGCAGGCGCAGCCAGGGUGGCCUCCGCUGGCGAGGCUGCGGGCCCUUCGGGAGCCGGGGAGCCGUCCCGGGCCCGGGUGGGCCGCUGCCGCCGAAUCUAGCGAGGCGGGUGGGGCGGCUGCUCCUCCUGCUCGGGGCGGAAGGGGGCCCUUGACCUUCCAGGUAGUGCAGAGUCCGGGGGCUGGAGGGAAGUAAGUAGAUCUUCUUCAUAUUUGUUCUAAACUCUUAACUAAUAUCAACACACAUAUCAUUCGUAUUUAUUUAGGUGUUUACAAGUUUUUUCCUAGUAUCCCUUAUUUAGCGCUAGAAUAUAAACUUAAGAAUGGCAUGGCUCUUACCUCCAUGGCUGUUCCUCAAGGGAGAGUUACAGUGUUGCUGUGUGCAAAACAAAGCCACAGACCAUCCAUAUUGCAUUUAUGGUCCAGAAGUAGGUAACAUGGCAUGCAGUAGGGAUUUUCAUGGCCGUGUGAGAAGAGGAAAACGGAAAAGAGUGGGGAAUAGCUAACGGAGAAACACUAGUUAAAUAAAAAGA